This is a messenger RNA of Suillus bovinus, 783 nucleotides long. Its product is annotated as dihydrofolate reductase-like domain-containing protein. The coding region runs from base 78 to 698 and encodes 206 amino acids. Lineage: Eukaryota; Fungi; Basidiomycota; Agaricomycetes; Boletales; Suillaceae. Gene Ontology annotation, molecular function: NADP binding; dihydrofolate reductase activity. The record is from RefSeq and is a predicted model, not a curated record. Gene Ontology annotation, biological process: dihydrofolate metabolic process; tetrahydrofolate biosynthetic process; folic acid metabolic process. Gene Ontology annotation, cellular component: mitochondrion. The transcript has 2 exons.
UAAGUACUAAAUAUCAAUUGCCAAAAGUCUUGUAACUUUUAUUAAGCAAGUACUUACAACCGGGUUCGUUAGAAACCAUGUCACGUCUUACGAUCAUAGUUGCCGCCACAAAAUCUAAUGGUAUCGGCCAACAUGGUGAACUUCCAUGGCGGCUGUCGAAGGAGAUGGCCUAUUUUGCUCGGGUCACGUCCACCGCGCCUGAAGGACGGAAGAACGCGGUCAUCAUGGGGCGGAAGACAUGGGAGAGCAUACCAGCCAAAUUCAGGCCUCUCUCUAAACGCCUCAACGUAGUCAUCAGCCAUAACAAGGACUACGAACUGACGUCCUCCAACCCGUUGACUCCAGUUCACCUUUGCUCGAACUUGACUCUGGCAGUUGAUUUGGCAUCUCAGGCUGAUAUACACCGACGAUUUAUUAUCGGUGGAGUAUCCUUGAUCUCAGAGGCACUAAAUCCUGCAUCUUCGAGUCCAACGUCUUGCAUCGCUGACCGUGUCCUCUUGACACGGAUCCUUGCGCCUGAUUUCUCCCAAUGUGACGUUUUUAUUCCAGACUUCUUGGGAGCAAGCGAGGAAGGGGAGAUAAAAUGGAAGCAAGCAACUCAUGAUGAACUCGUGCAAUGGACAGGAUUCGACGUGCCAGCUGGAGUCCAGGAGGAAAAGGGAGUUAGCUACGAGUUCCAGAUGUGGCUUCGUCAGUGACAUUGGUGGUAGAAUAUUUUGAGAGCUGUGCAUUAUAUCGACAAAAAUGAUCCUCCUUCCCCUACACGCAUUCUACCAAAACAAU